ACUUCGUUAGACGCUAUGACGGGUAUCUGUUUACCAACACGGGUGGGAAUAACCUAUCCACCCUGGAUAGAUAUUAGAAAAAUGCAGAUUUAUAACGUGCUUCAUACCUCGUACGAUAUUCGAGGCAAUCUCCAUGCAGAGACUAUGGAUCGUGCCGCCGUUCAGAUGUUACAACAGCAAGUGGAAAAACCGAAGAAAUUACGCACCAGGAGAUUUAAAUGCAAUCAAUGUAACGUCGCGUUCAGCAACAACGGGCAGCUCAAGGGACACAUCAGAAUACAUACUGGAGAAAGACCAUUUAAGUGUGACGUGGAAAAUUGUGGUAAAGCAUUUACAAGAAACGAGGAGCUAACGAGACACAAGAGGAUUCAUACCGGACUUCGACCACACGCGUGUCUCGUUUGCGGAAAAAGCUUCGGAAGAAAGGAUCAUCUGAAGAAACACAUGAGAACACACGAAAAUCGAGAUUACAGAUUAUCGGCGGCUGCAUUGGGAAUGUUUACACCGGGUCAUAUUCUGUCGUCACAAGGACUUAUAUUUCCACAUUAUAAUUUUCCAACAUGAUGUAUUUAUUCUUGACGACUACUUUAAUUAUCAUAAAGCAUAAAUAUAUCAUAUAUAAUGUAUAGAUAUUA
Messenger RNA from Bombus pascuorum, 635 nucleotides. Its product is annotated as zinc finger protein 677-like. The transcript is spliced from 2 exons. Lineage: Eukaryota; Metazoa; Arthropoda; Insecta; Hymenoptera; Apidae. Gene Ontology annotation, biological process: regulation of transcription by RNA polymerase II. The record is from RefSeq and is a predicted model, not a curated record. Gene Ontology annotation, molecular function: DNA-binding transcription factor activity, RNA polymerase II-specific; RNA polymerase II cis-regulatory region sequence-specific DNA binding. Bases 16 to 564 code for a protein of 182 amino acids.